Molecule: messenger RNA, 2830 nt
Organism: Cladocopium goreaui
Lineage: Eukaryota; Dinophyceae; Suessiales; Symbiodiniaceae
Source: the annotation of a GenBank genome assembly
GCUGCAGCCCGCGCUUGCCUUCCCAGGCCCUUCUCGAGACGACUUUGGAAUCUGGAAGAAGGUCUCCAAGUUCGUCAAGCGAGGACCAGCGCUAGGCUCAAGAUUUCCCGAGUCUUUCCAGGGUGUCCCGCGCCAGCAGAGCAAUGAGGAUUGCCUCGGGUUGGCGUGGAUUGACGGUUGGCUCCUGGAUCUCGUUGUGCGUCCGCAGUUGGCGGUGGUGCGUUCGGUUUCAGAGACUCAGCAGUUCUUUUUCACCUUGCAGACACCUCCGCCACCAGCGGCACCAGCAGCGCCGACCAAGGGCAUUCCAACGAUUCCAACUCAGGAAGCUACGGCCUUCACAGUGGCGGUGCCAACAAAGAACUUUGCCACGUUGGGCCUGCAGCUGGAGUUGACAGAAACAAGAGCACCUACAGGUUUGGGAAUAGAGGAGGGAGCCAUCGAGGAAUUCAACAGGGUCUACGUGGGAUCCGACAUACGCACCUUUGACGUUUUGCUGGCCCUUGAUGGAAUCCAAAGCUGGGAAGCCAUUCAGAAGAAGAUGACAAGCAAAUUGCCUGACAAGAUGUACUUGACCUUCAAACGCCCCAGAAAGAUUCAAAUCGUUGUGGAAAAGACCGGUGACAUGGGCAUGACCCUGGCUUACACAGAUAAAUCUGUUGGAGUCGUGGUUCAAGAGCUCAACCACUCUGGGCUCAUGGCGAAGUGGAACGCCAAGCGGAGCGUUCACAGCGAUACCCUUGGGGUGCUGGACCGCAUCAUUGAAUUUGACGGGAAAGCUUACUGUGGCACUGAGUUGGCCACCCUCCUUGAGGAGAAAAAGAUUUGGCGCCUCACAGUGCUGAAGUAUCCCCAAGGCCUUUCGUCGAGACUUCCCCAAAGAGUGGGCUGCAGUGAGCACGACGGAUGGCCAGAGGAUCCAGGCAAUCCUAGUAUCUCGCAGCAGGCGCGGGCCUUGCAGAGCCAGUUGCGGUUGCAGGGCUUGAGCGAGGGGGGCGGGGAUGACCCUUGCAGCCACCCUCUGAGCCUUGGACAGUGGAUACUGUACCUGGCCAAGUUUGGAGGCUGCAUCCAGGAGGCCAAGUGUUGCGACUCUUCCGACCAGUCCACUGAGCUCUCUGGAAUGACGAGUUGGAGGAAACGGCUCAACGAACUCUACGAAGAGAGUUCCGCUGGCGAUCAAUGCGAGCCCAGCCAGGAGCUUUCUGCAAAAAGGGAGACGGAUGUCAGAAGCAAUCUGGGCCGCUUGGCACCGCCCCGCACGGAUGGUCUGGGCAGAGAGCCCACGCUCGAGGAGGCGGAGGAGGCUGAAGCGGAUGAACCCUUGGUAAAUUAUGAAGAUAUUGCAGCCGAACAGGUGGCGCUACGCUUGAAGCCCGUGGCGUCCAUUUUCCACCGCCAUGUGGAGCAUGUGGAGCUGGAUGAGGUCGAGCCUCUGCCGAGUGAUGCCUUGGAGGUAGAGGAGGAUAUGCCGAGCAUUUCUAUGCGUGGCCCAAAGCGUCUACGUCCAGAAGAAGCUCGACUCGAACGCGCACCUGUUGGUUUGUUGCAACGUUUGGCAGAAGUUGAAAAGAACGAAAGGUUGGAAGGCGGAAGCCGCGGCAGGGGGCGGAGCCGAACGAAGCGCGCUGGCCAGUUCGAAUUCAACGAGGAGGAGCCAAUUCGGGUGCGUGUGUUGGAUGUUGACGCCCUUCCCUUGGAAGAAAUUCAUCGCGCCUUCAUGUACACCUUGGUGAGACGGCGACCCGCUGAGGUCUGUGUGAGGAUCGCGUCGGGUUUGGCCAAGUUUCGAGAUAAACCAGGACAAUUGGCAUACCAGAGACUGCUGAGUGGUACUGGGAAACUUUUUGGGUCAACUCAUGGUCCUGAACUCUUGGCUCUUUUUACCCGAUGUUAUGCCACGAUUUCGGUCCCCUUCAUGCUGGACUAUACCCGUCAGUACGGCCAUUUCUCCCGUGCCUUCUUGGCGGAACAGGUAGAGAAAAGCCUGCGACCAGGAUUCUUUGACUUUAUGAGAUACGAAGAUCAAGGGGGUGUGAGACCUCUGCCUUUGGUGAUCUCCAAACCAUGGUCCAUCCAAGCCUACACUCGGCUGAUGUCCAAGAGUUAUUUAAAGAGCAGACUCUACGAACAGCUGAAACUUCACGGGCAUAUCCCAGAUCUGGACAAAGAUACAGAUCCUGAUUUGUCACCGGAGGUGCGAGUCAUGGAGGAACUCGGCAAGGCUGGGGCCCUCAAAGUGGCAGAGCGGCCAGCGCCAGCGCCAGCGUCGAGGGCCGAGGUGGCUCGCCCAGCUUUGCUGGAUGCCAUCAUGCAGGCCGAGCAUUCUGGCCGUGGCUGGUCCCCUGACCAAGCCACUGCAACGCCCAAUGCGCGUGCGCCGCUGCGGGGUGUGCGACGGGCGCUGGCGGAGGUGGAAAUCGACUUGGAGGAAUCUGACAAAGAGGAGGGUUUCUCCGAUUACUACGAUGAAGAUGAAGAGGAAGUCAGUGAUGAUGAAGGCCGAAGCAACCGUUUUGGUUUGCAAUUUGAACGAGUGGUUCCAGAGUCUGCCUACUCUGUGAGCGCUGAAGAUGGCCUUAUGAUGGAUCCAAAGCAGUCGAACAAACGAGACUACGAACUUGAGGAAGUCAUCGCAGAUCGCUGGUGGUCUCGUCUCCGGCGUCGCUUCUUCCGACACAACUACCGCGCCUAUGGUUUGGUGGAGGGACAGUGGCAACGAGUGCCAGACCCCCGUGGACCGCGCUAUAAACCGCGAAAACGCCACCGUUCACGUCUACAAAAGAAGGAAGAAAAGAUGAAGCGAGAAAUGCAGUCCAGAUCUCGGUAG